UCCCCUCCUCUGCUAUAGUGGAGGGAAAUGUAUGCUGGGACCCCAAAAGCAACACUGACUUUAAUUAUCAGGCUGGAGGGAAACUGAGAAUUGAGCGACAGCAGUGCAAACUAUCUGUACAGCUGAAUGGGACGUCAGGGAGAAUUAAUCUUUAUUCUUCGUUGAGUCAUCCCUUCAAAUCAAAGAUUCCUAAAACUUUAGAGGUAAAGGCAGCUGCAGAUAUUUCCACAGUGGCUGGCAGAGGAAGCAGCUCCGUUAACGUAAGAGCUGAUGGGAAGGAGAGGGUGAAGCUGGAUGCCAGGAUGUCCCACUCCCUCCAUCGUGGAGACAGAGCUGUGGGACUAAGGCUCAACAUAUCCCAGAGUCUGCUGCCUACUACCACAGACCUGCAAGUAAACAUGGCCGCCAACAUGUCCUCAGACAGUGUGUCUCUACAUGGCUCCUUUACACAGGGGCAUGACGCGCUGUUGGCUCAGAUCAAAGGGUCUCUAAAAAAUACCCGGGGUCUUCAGCUGGCUGUGUCUGGGGACCUGAGGCACACCAUGGCCAACCUUGUUAUUUUUCCCCCUGUCCUGGGGUUGGAUGGGGCGCUGGGACAGUCUGACACCCUUAUUGAAGGACAGCUGAGAGUCCGAGUGAUGGAUACUUUGUACAGCGUGGAGGUAAAACAUCAGGAGGAUACCGAAGAUUCUUUGAACAGCGAAGAGAAAGAGGGAACGACAGGAUAUAAAGUUCACAUGUCUAAUGGUUCGCUGUGUGCUUGGUUUGGGGCGGAGCAUUUGUGUUUGAAUUUAAGCCGCCAACUGGGAGAUCAAGGGAGAGGUGCGGUAUACGCAAAGCUGUUUCACUCCUUCAACCUGCUCAAUGCCUCAGGUGUACCUGCCAUCAGUAGUGCCCAGGGAAGGUGGGUCAAAGCUAGUGGUCAACUGUCACUACUGGCAGAGCUGCAGGCUGGACCUGAACAUCUAAAAGCUGAAUUUAAUGGAAGAAAGACAGAACAGGCUGUCCCAAGAUGGGAGUACUACUCCAAAGUGCAGCAUCAAUUUAAAGCUCUAAUGAAAAGAGGCUUAUCAAGCUCCAUGGAAGCCAAGGCACAUUAUCAGUUGGAAACAGAUGGACUGGAAACAGGCUUGAUCCUUCACAUGGAAGAUGAGAGAAUUGCUGAGGUCCUUUUUAAUGUUGGAUCAAAAAACAGGACUGCUAUCUUGGCAAUGUCUCUGUGGCAACAGAUGAAUCUGCUCCAAGGAUUCAUGCCCAACUCUUUACAGAUGAACUGCACAGGGGACGCCACUGCAGACCGACUCUCAGCCCAGUGCUAUGGAAAUGUGGCAGGUCGCCCUGUGGGGAAUCUUCUGCCAUCGCAGUCCUCAGUUAACAUCUCCAUCACCCGUUCUGGAUGUUCAACAAAUCUCAGCACUGUUCUCCAUGCUGAGGGCGAACAGAAAGGCAACCUCAGCCUGCAUUUAACUUGUCACCCAAACCUCAGUCUGAAAGCAACAGUACAGCACUCUAUAGAGGCGAUACACAUGCUGGGAUUACCCUCGCGUGGAGGAUUAAUCCUGAAUGUUUCGGCUACACAUGUGCCUGGUGUGGAGGUUGGUCUGGAGCUGGGACAAUGUUAUUUAAGGGGGAAAUUGGGGAAAACCCAGAAAUCCCUAAGAGAGGAGGAGGAGUCUUCCUACACUGCAAAUGUGACCAACUACUGUCCUGCUCUACAGGAUUCAGUCCUCCCAGUGUCUUCGUCUCUUCAGGGCCACCUGUCAGUCGCCCCCUGCCAGCUCUCCUUGACCUCCUCCCUGAGGGCGGACAACCAGGACCUGUCCCUGCAGCUGAGUCAGUCCUGCAGGUCUCCACACCUCUCUGGGACCCUUACACACUCCUUCCUUGCACUGACGAGCUACAGUGUUCCUCCAAUAAUCACUAUAGAGGCCUCCGCUCCUGGGAGCCCUGAGCAGGCAGGGUCCCUGUUCAUUAAAGCGGGGACAUGUUUCAUCAGAGCCGAUAGAAUCAUAGAGGCUGAAGGAAGGACACAGUGGCUCUGGGCGCUCGAGUCAACAUGCCCAAUGUUGCAGGCUAAUCUGAAUGGCUCAGUGUGGCAGGACCCUCAAGGGAUCUGGACUGUCUUCGUGGACACCCAUAUGGAGGGCAAAAGGGGUUUCCUGAGGCUGAAUGCAAACGCCUGGCCAGACCUGAGUGUGGAGGGCGAACUCAGUCACAACCAUCCUUCUCUUAGGAAUGUACCUCAGCUCGGCCGAGUGAGAGUCAGCUGCAGGAAUAAAGAAAACCGUUACGACGGUGAAGCCUUCAUUCAGAUGGACGAGUGUUCUUUAGGAGUCAGAGGAGGUGGGAUGUCACAAGCUGGCCUGCAGGGGUCGCUGGUGUAUCACAACAACUGCUCAGUGAUUCAGGAGUUGGGUAGUCCUGACAGGGUGCGAUCCUCCGGGUUGUUGGUCGUUUCCCCAACUGGUGCUGAAUCUCAGGUCUCCAUGGUGAUAGAUGACAAAGAGUUACAGGCAUCUGCUUCUCUCAAGAAAACUGAGGAUAAAAAUGAAGCUUUGCUGAAUCUGAACCACUCUGUGCCCCUGCUGAAGAGGCUGGGACUCCCUGUUAGUGCGACAGUGACAAUGAACUCUGGGAGUCAUGACAAUGGCUCCUAUUAUUAUUUGUUACACAGCAGUGCAGGGAAUCAAAAGGUAACCCAAGAGAUGACAGUGUUUAAAACGUCUGAGACAAUCAGUGUGAAGAGUCAUUUUAUGCACACAGUGAACUAUCUGAAGAAAAUGGGAGUCCCUGCAAACAACAGCAUCCAGGUAGAGUCUGGUUCUGCUGAAGGGAAGGCCUUCACCUUACACUCUCAGCUUGGAGGUCGGCAGGCAGGAAUGAGACUGAUGAUGAAAAGUCUCCCAUUGACCAAAGAGAUGAGAGGCAACAUGUGGCACAGCUGGUCGUGGCUACAGGACAGAGGACUUCCACUUAAUAUAGAGGGCCUUUGUUUUAUCCAGGGAGUCCCAUCUCAGCUUCGCUCUCGGGCUCAGCUCUCUGUGGACGGCCACAAGCUGCUCGUCUCUGGUUUGAAUGUCAGUGUGGCUGAUGGACGUCUGGCUGUGCUGCUCUCCUACUCUCCUCCAUCCUCUAAUCACACAGAAACACAACACAGGCUGGAAACUACUCUGACUGCACAGUUCAAAGGUCCUCUGCGGAGCGCCUCACUUGACAUUCACAGGAACAACUGGAGAGUCCUAGCUGUAGGAGAUGUAGGAGGCUGGGGGGCUCAUGUAGGGUCCAAGGAGGCCAGAGUCACACUGAGACACACCAUGCAGGGAGAGACUAGACCCACCUUACAGGUGGAGGCCUGGGGCAGACUGACUGAGUCCCAGCUGAGGUGCUCCAUCGCUGUCAACCCUGAACGCAGCUCCUCCCUUGCACUCAUCAUCCAGGGACACCAUGUUUCUCAUAGCAAGGAGCUGAUGAUGAAGAUGGUCCAGACUCUUCCCAUGAUGUUGGUUUACCUGCCGUCUCAGCUCAAUGUCCGCUCUCAGCUGAACCAGUCAGAGUCCAAUGUGGCUGCUUUGGUGGAGGUUUUAUCAGGCAGGAGGAGGCUGUGGGCUCUAGGGGAACUGGCAGCCAUAGAGAGCGGAUACAGACAGAAUAUAGAGCUCAAACACACGUACCCACAGUUGAAGCCGCUCCCCAGGUUGGUUGCUGUCAGGACGGUGUAUGAGGCCAGAGCGUGGCGCUACCAGGUCCAACAUGGAGCUGUGUGGGGAAACCAGGAGUUCAGCCUAUCCGGUCUCUACUCUGCCCCUCCUGCUCUGGAGCUGGGGAAUGAGACACUGAAGGUUCAGAUCAGCUGUGCUCCCCGUUUGACCAGUUUGGAGGUGACACUGGAGCGGUCCUUACAGGGCAGACUGGACAGUGUUUUACUGGGCUGGACCAGGCAUGGAAAACUGGAGCAGGUCAGAGCUGUGAGCUUGUGGAGUCGCUCAGAGGAGAUGAAUGAGACCAAACUGGAGCUGAAUCAGCCGUUCUCCUCCACACUGAGCCGGAUGAGCCUUCACAGUCUGACACAUCAUUCACAGAGAGAACAACGCAGCAGCCACGCAACCCACCUGUCCUGGGACAGCACGGCCCCCAUCAACAUGUCCCUCAACCUGAACAAACAGUGGCAGAACAACUCCAGCAGGGGGCAGGCAUGUGCUCAGUUCUCAACACAACAGAUGGUGAUGUCCUUGGUUAAAGGCUGUGUGUCGGUGGCUCAGGAAGGGAAAUCACAUUUACAAAAUGCAGAGUUAAGAUGGGACAACAGGAGCAUCAAGCAGGGAAUGAAGUACCAGGGGGGCCCUCAGGGUACGCACAGCCUUCAGAUUAACCUGGGUCUGGAAAAUGUGUCUCCUGCACCCUGUUCUUCACAUACACUCCUGGUCAGGAUCCAGACCAACCUGAAAGAUCGUUUGGAGCACACAGUGCUGCUGGGCCUCUGUCCCCCUCAGCCAACUCUGUCAUGGUCAGGAUCGCACAGCGUGAACUCAGGAGAGGAGCUUUUUUACACUCAGUCUCAUCUGUCGGUGACAGGACGGCCCCGCCAGUGCAGCGUCACCUUCGCCCUGACAAACUCGUCCACACCUCAGGGCUCCAACAUGUCUCUUAUCUCUGAGUCCAGAAUUGGUAAUUGGAGUGUGGAGGUUGGGGGCAGUGCCCUUACCUGGCCUGGGGGGUCUGGACUUCAGUUGCAGGCCAGACUUGACCGCAGGGAGAAGAUCUGGCUGAACGGGAGUGUAGAGGGGCGAUGUCUGAGGACCACAGCAGGAUACAUGAACGGUCCAGGACUGAGCGAAGAUGUCACUGUCACAGCAUGUGUUGGAAAGAAUCACAGUUUGAUGCUGGAUGUGAAGGAAAAAGAUGGCAGCAGUAAACCUCAAACUCUUGGCCGUGUGUCUGUAGGAUCAGCCAAUCAGAAGCUGAUGCUAAGAGCAAAUGGCUGUUUGGAAAGUCUUACCGCUGUAGAGGCAAGGAUUCAAUAUCUGAGCUCUCAGAUACGGAAGAAGCUUUUAGAAAGAAUCAAGAUGAUGCAACAUCUCCUUCUUGAGUUCAGACAGCAGUCCAGAGACAGUGAGCUGCUCCAGGACCUGACCCUGGUUCCCCUUCUUCUAUCCCAGCAAGCAAAGGCUCUGCUGGAUCACAGACAAGACAUUUUUUUGUGGCAGAGAAGCCUCCUGUGGCGCAUUGUCACCGACAGCCUGCCUCGAUUUCUCAGCCUCGAUUUCUCAGCCUCAGCUCACAGCUGUGAAUAG
Molecule: messenger RNA, 5291 nt
Organism: Labrus bergylta (ballan wrasse)
Lineage: Eukaryota; Metazoa; Chordata; Actinopteri; Labriformes; Labridae
Gene: apoltp
Source: RefSeq, a predicted model, not a curated record